Chelonoidis abingdonii (Abingdon island giant tortoise) is the source of this 1322-nucleotide messenger RNA. The record is from RefSeq and is a predicted model, not a curated record. NCBI's taxonomy places the organism in Eukaryota, Metazoa, Chordata, Testudines, Testudinidae.
AGUCUUGCAACACUUGAAUCAGAUACUAUGCAGUGAUAAAGUAUUGUUGCAGCAGUACAACAGCUGCAGGCUCAAGCAUUUCAAUCAUCUCUGAGGCUCAGACCCAAGACCCUAAGUUAAACGAGAUACCAACCUUUUGCAAGGAGGAGGUUUCAUUUCUGUCUAUUUCCAAGGACAAGAGGAUGGCUGCCACUCUAGGACUUAUUUCCAUGCUUUGUUGUGUCAUGUUAUUUCCUAGGCUGCAUGCUGUCAUUUUGUAUACAGAGUCAAACUCAUCAUCCUCACCCAUUGCCAACUUGACGCUGAAUCCUGAAAAACUAAAGCUAACCUGGGACAGCAGUGUCACUGUUACUGAAUACACCUGUUCUAUGGAAGUAGGCCAGAGAGUCAUACGGAAAAUGGUGUACAAUAAAACCUGCAUGUUUAGCAUAAGCCAAGCUAAGCCUAUACAUAAAGGGGCAUUAUUUCGAGUUCAAGCAACGUACAACCACACUUUCUAUUCAGGAGAAGGCAGAUUCAUUCCUCAAGGUAUGAAUGGAACUUCUGUUGAAAAUUUCUCCUGUGUGAUUUACAUUUCCUUCAUGAAUUGCACUUGGGAGGUCGGCAGGAAUGCUCCAGAAGAUACCCAAUAUUUUCUUUUCUGGCAAUACUCAAAGGAAGAAGAUGAACAAGAGUGUCCACAUUACAUAAGAGAUGCAACUGGAAGACAUAUCGCAUGCAGUUUUCAAGAUGUGAAAAACAUUAAAAAUACAGUUUACUUCCUGGUGAAUGGGUCCAGCAAUGAAUCGGAGAUUCAGUUUUAUGGUGAGUACAUCAACUUAUAUGAAAUAGAAAAACUCACUCCUCCAUUAAAUAUCACUGUAAGCUGUUCUGAAGACCGAGCAGAGUGUAGAGUGCGAUGGAAAUGGCCCCAGAUAAGCCAUUUGGAAGGAAAUGGAGAUGGCUGCUUUGAGUAUCAAAUUGACAUUCGAAAUAAGAAAACUAAUGCCAAUCCCAAGGAAAGCUGCAACGAGUGUCCUACGGUAACAGAAACAAGCUACACAUUUCAGAAUUACAAUGUGGAAAAAAAAUACACCUUGCAAAUCAGAGCAAAAGGAGAUAUUUGUCGCAUAAGCCAGAAUUGGGGGGAAUGGAGUGAGCCAAUUGAGUUUGGUACGGACGGUGACCAUGAAUGAUAUCACUCUCCUGAGGCUGACAGAAAAAUAAAGACCGAAUGUUGCAUGAAUGGGACCAAAACCCAGGACUAUUCGCUGCUAUGCUUUGUGCUGCAAUGAUUCCAGACCACUUGCUACUGGCUUGGCGUGGUAAAGUGUCCUGCCGUG